UGCGAGACUGCUGCCCUGUGACGUUCGGGGCGGACAAACCGGUAUCGAAUGCGGCCAAUCCAACUGUAAGCAACCCUCAAACAAGUGCAACGGCUGGGAAUGCUGCCAGUACUAACCUGCCCACUGAGGUAGAUACCGAUAUUAAGCUGUCACGUACAGCGAGUGUCCUGUCAGUUUUCCCUGGCGGCACAACAGCACCGGGGCCUGUUGUAGGGGAGAAUGCUGACAACAAACAGGAG
Sphaeroforma arctica JP610 is the source of this 239-nucleotide messenger RNA. RefSeq lists its product as hypothetical. The annotation marks the transcript as partial. The transcript has a single exon. NCBI's taxonomy places the organism in Eukaryota, Ichthyosporea, Ichthyophonida. The record is from RefSeq and is a predicted model, not a curated record.